ACUAGUACUAGUAGUAGUCGUAGUCGUAGUCGUAGUAGGAGCUGUCUCUCCGUGAGAAUGAAUGCGUGUCUGGCGAAUGGAGAAGUCUGAUCGCUGCGGUGUUGUGCGGUGUUGUGCCUCAGCAGGGCGGAGGGAUACCAGUUGUACGCUAGCAGUGAUCGGCUCCUGUGUUCAGUUUCACGGAGCGAAGAGUUGAUUGUGUGCGGGAGGAGACUGAAAGAAAUUUAAAUCCCCCGGGUUGUGCGCGACACGCAAAAGAUAUAAUAACAGUUCUUUUUUGUUUCUUAUUUCAAACCCGUUUCAGUUAGAAAAUGUCCGACCGGUAGGGCGCUGCUGCUGAAGUUUUGUGGGGGUCUUUUUCUCUUUUGUGGGCUAUGGCGGUGGAAGCGCGGCCGGAGCUGGUCGGGAAACGGUUCCUGUGUGUAAGCGGAGAGGAGCUGCCGGAGCUCGGGGAGAUCGGGCGCUGGGGAUGGAGAGCCGGGGUUAUCCGAGCUGUGACCCACCGGGACAACGACAACCCAGAGUUGACGGUUUAUGUUGAGUUUGAUGACCUUGAAUGGGACAAGCGUGAGUGGGUCAAAGUAUAUGAAGAUUUCCAGAUUUUCUUGUUGGAGCACCAGCUUGUUUGGGCGAAGUGGAAAGAGACCAGCCAGCCUCAGGGAACAAAGAGUAAGCAGAUUCAGUGGCCUGCUUUGACAUUCAAACCUCUGGUGGGGAAAGCUGUGCUCAACUCAAUCACUGCAGUAGAAUUCUUCACAGAUAGACAUCUGGAUUUCAUGAGUGGAGAUGGUGCCUGUCAACCUUAUCAGGAUGAAGUAGACAGUUUGAAUCCAGUUCUCAGGGACAAUCCACAGCUUCACGAGGAAGUGAAAGCCUGGGUUAAAGAACAAAAGGUUCAGGAAAUUUUUAUGCAAGGUCCCUAUUCUUUAAAUGGAUACCGAGUAAGAGUAUACAGACAGGAUUCAGCCACCCAGUGGUUCACUGGCAUCAUCACGCAUCACGAUCUCUUCAGUCGCACUAUGAUUGUGAUGAAUGACCAGGUUCUAGAGCCUCAGAAUGUUGAUCCUUCUAUGGUACAGAUGACAUUUUUAGAUGACGUCGUUCAUUCUUUGCUGAAAGGUGAAAACAUUGGAAUAACAUCAAGACGCAGAUCUCGUUCCAGCCAGAACAGCAAUACAGCGCAUGGUCAUUAUACACGUGCUCAAGCAAACAGCCCCAGACCAGUCAUGAAUUCUCCCACUGCGACACCGAAACAAGCUCAGCAACAACAGCAGCAGCAGCAACAACAACAGCAGCAUCAGCAACAACAGCAUCAGCAACAACAGCAGCAACAGCAGCAGCAGUUUCAGCAGCAACAGCAACGGAGUUCCCGCUCCAGCAAGAGGAAGGGAUCAGAUAGCAGUGUGCCAGAUGAAGAUAAGAUAAAAGAGGAAAGACUUGACAAUGGAGGGCGAGGAGAAUUUUCAAAAAAUAAAAACAAACAAAUUGUACAUAAAAGAAGAAAACCCGAAGAGGAUGAAAAGAAAGUUUGCUUAAAAAGACUGAAGGCAGACAAUGUGUCAGACUACUCUGAGAGCAGUGACUCUGAAAACUCUAAUAAGAGAAUAGAUUCUUCCUCCGAGCAGAAUUCAGAGAAUGAGUUAAAAAGCAUAAGCACUCCAAAGGCUAGUGAAGAGGAAGAAAAGUCCCAGAGUAGCAAGGGGGCAGAGGAGCAGACUCUAAUAGAUAGACAUUCUCCCUGGGAUGAAAUACCAGAAGAUGAAAAAACUCAAAAAGUAGAAAGAAUUCAGUCAGAUGACUGUGACCUGCAAGAAAAAUCUCAGCUCCAACCAGCAGAGCCGCCCACCUUCUAUGAUCAGAAUGCCAGUACUCCAGAUGUCCAAGGGUGCAUUGUAGAAUUGAAAAACACUGUGGAAACUUUACCUAAUGACCAUUAUGCUAACAGUGCAUCACAAACUCCUACACCAAAAUGUGUUAUUGAUAUCACUGAGGAUAACAAUUCAAAUAAUGUGUCUCAGGAAACUGCUGAGGCUGUUUCUGCCCUGCAGAUAUCCCAAUCAUCAGAAUCAUACAUAUCGGAGUCAAGACAUUUGGUGUUAAAUCCAUCAGUUUCAGAUGUUAGAAAGCCAGAGGUCGAACAGCAGCUGAACAAUAGCAUUGCCAGUAAAAUUGAGUUUGCCCAUUCAGAGGUUAUAAGGACAGUUGCAGCUGUUGGUGAUUCUGCAGCUAAAGUUGAAAAGGACAAGGCCCCCUAUACCUCCAUUAUAUCUUGCAUUAGCAAAUCAAACUUUACAGAUGAAGGUAGAAAGUUAAACAAACAAAGUCCCUCGCCAGAUGUGUUAAAGCCCAACUCAAACCCUUCUCCUGAAAUUCUUAAGCCCAAAUCGAAUCACUUUUCUGACACCCUCAAGCCUAAACACCAGAACCCUUUGGAGACUUCCAAACCUAAACCAAAUACUACCCCUGAUAUUUCAAAGCAUAAUAUUAGAUACCAGGACAGCCAAAUCUCUGCUGCUUCUACAAACAGGCCAGUGUCAAAAGCUGAACCUGAAAUGCCCAGGUCAAGCUUCAAGCCAGUGCCAGCAAGAAUUAACCAUACAGAAGCCACAAAGAGUCCUCUCAUUAUUGACAGGAAUGAGCACUUCACAGUUUACAGGGAUCCUGCACUAUUCAGACCAGACACAGAGAAUAACCACAUUGCAUAUUUGCACCAGCAUCUUCAUCCACUCCAUGCCUCUUCACACGCAACAUGUUUAACCCCCAACAACCACCAUCCAAUCCACCUCCUUCCUGGAUCCUCGCCACAGGCACCCAUGGCUGCUAUCAAUGCCCAUGCUUUAAGCAGUGCCCCACACCAUUCUGUUCAUCACCCUCAUCAUCUUUCAACAGUACUACCUGGAAUGCCUGCUGCGUCUUUGUUGGGUGGACACCCACGUCUGGACUCUGGUCAUUCCAGCAAUUUAGGUCACUUGGCUCUAGCACAUCACCAACAUCACCAACAUCAGCAGCAGCAGCAGCACCAGUUUUUGCAGCACCAGCAACCUCCUCCUCACCUCUUGGGACAGACUCAUGCGACUGCAUCAUAUAGCCAGCUGGGACUCUAUCCAAUCAUUUGGCAGUAUCAAAAUGGCACCCACUCUUACCCAGGUCUCGGUAUGCCUUCUUCUAAGUGGGUCCACCCUGAAAAUACAGUCAAUUCGGAAGCCAGUUUGAGGAGGAACACCCACAGCCCCUGGCUCCCUGUGACCACGGCAGACAGCCUUGGUUUAUUGAACCACAUUCCUGUCAGACCUGCCAGCGCAGACCCACACCGGCCAAUCAAACUCCACAUGCAUGCUAGUCCACCUUUGUCAAAAGCAGCUGGAGACCAUCACAAAGAGGAUCUAGACAAAAAAGUCUUCAUUGAUCCAAUGCGAGCAAUUACUGCUGCACAUUUGAAGUCUGAUCAGGACCACAGCAGAACACAAGCUGGCAAAGAAAGCCAUAUGCAUAGACACUUCAUGGAUUCCAUCUCUGGUCACUGCAAGCAGCUUAAACCACCACAAGAGAUUGGGGACAGAAUAAACAAAUACAAAGAGGAAAACCGCAUGAUGCUUCAGGAGAGCAUUGAAGUGGCCCCUUUUACAGCCAAGAUAAAGUCAAAUGAUGUAGAAAGAGAUUCUUAUCCCAGGAUACCCCCCUUGCCCACUGCCAGUCCUAAAAACCAUGUCAUAAAACAGGACAAAGAUAUCGAGCACUCUGCAGCAGAACUCUAUAAGUUUAAGCAUUCAGUGCCACAGACUUUGCCGCAAAGCAACUAUUUCACCACCUUGUCGACCACUGUGGUGAAUGAACCACCAAGAUUAUAUCCAUCCAAAGAAGCUAUAAACUGUUAUGUUGAGAAACUGAGCAGCAGUCAUUCAGCAUCCUCUAAUCCCUUGAUUAUGACAUCAUUUAACAGUAAGUCACUUUCAAAGCCCCCUCCUCUGAUUAAGCACCAACCAGAAGGAGAGGGUUUGGUAGGAAAAAUAACAGAGCAGCUUUCUCAGCAAGUGGCCUCACAUGUCCUUAAUGCAUCUGGUAAUGAACGAAGAAGUCCUGUAAUGUCCCCAUCCAACCCACUCCGAUGCAUGCCAGCAUUACACAGGGCCCCAGUGUUUCAUCCUCCAACUCAGCAAACCUUGGACAGAAAGGAAGGCAGUUACGGUAGGCUUUCUCCACCGACACUGACUCCAAUCCAGCCUGUCAGUGCAGCUGGUAAAAUAUCGGAAUUGCAGAAGCCCCCGACCUUGCUACCGGAGCUGAGGGAUAUAAGCACUAUUUGCAAAAACAAUUCUGAGAUGACUUCAUCAGAGAUUUGGAAAGUUCGUGAUUCUCUAAGCCACGUGAAACCUGGAUGGAAUUUGGAAAAAAGCAAUGGAAAGCCACAGGCAGCAACAGCAUCUGUUAUUGUACGCCCACCUACAUGCAUGAAAUACGAUGGUUUGCCAGAACCAAAGUCUGCAUCCAAGGAGUUGGCCAUUGAAAAAUCAUUUACAGGAACAAAUCGGACAUAUUGCCUCAAACUAGGGGAAGGCAGAGAGCCUGGGAGAUUCAUUUUACCAAACAGGAACUUAGAGGAUACUUGCACUCGGUACAAAAAGAACUUUCAGGCUGUAUCCCAGGACAGUAUUCCGAGUUCUUUUGUGGCUGCUGCCAAUACUAUGUGCAAUAUAAAAACUCAUGUAACCACUUCUGCAGCCACAACCACUGGUGUCUUAAGUCGUGGUGAAUCAGACAUGACUUACUCUAUGUCGACCACUGUCUCGACUAAUUGUAGAACGGAAAGUUCUUCCCUUAAAAGUGGCGCUCAGUCAAUGGCAGAGUUGCAGGAGAACAAGAUCCGAACCACAUCCCCUAGCACAUUCCUGCCACUCAAUACAGGAAGCACUACACAGGCCAGUGCAGGCCUUACUUAUUCAGCCAGCUUUGUCCAUUUAAAAAAGCACAAGGCAGCGCUGGCCGCAGCUCAGUCCAGAAGCAGUAACGCAAAUGAAAGCGAGCCUGUUAAUGCAACAAUUCAGAAAUGCUCACCGGCCAUUUCACAAGACAGUACUGCAGUAAACAACACAAUGAACAAAACAUGCUCUUUAACUGAUGGGCAACCUGCCCAGUCGAGUCAGCCUAACUACCACACAAAGCUUAAAAAAGCGUGGCUUACAAGGCAUUCAGAGGAAGAUAAAAACACUAAUAAAACUGAGAAAUUGGGAAGUGCUAUGUCAGAGAUUAUUAAGCCAUGCACUGUUAGUUUAAUUGCAUCUACGUCAAGUGAUGUGGAAAAUAACAAAGAAAGUAAAGAACAGGAAGACCAACUUGAGCAAGAAGAAAAGAAGACAAGGACAGGAACUAAAAGGACUUAUGAGUCAGGCUCUGAGAGCGAUGACUCAGAUGAAAGUGAGAGCAAAGCCGAGCGAAGGGCCAAGCGUCAGCCCAAACCCACGUACAAAAAGAAACAAAAUGAUAUGCAAAAGAAAAAGGGUGAUAAUGAGAGAGAAGAUGAAGAAGUAAAAUCAAAUGGUAUUUUUAGAAGUGCCAGGGAAAAAACAAAACUCAAGUUGGCAAGCAGUAAUGGAAUACCUCGGUCAGUAUUAAAAGACUGGCGGAAAGUGAAGAAACUGAAGCAGACAGGAGAGUCCUUUCUGCAGGACGACUCGUGUUCUGAAAUUGGACCGAAUCUCCAGAAGUGUAGGGAAUGCAGAGUCGUCCGCAAUAAGAGAGGGGAAGAACCAGCUCCCUCCCCUGUGUUUUGCAGAUUCUACUAUUUCCGCCGACUUUCAUUUAGUAAGAAUGGGGUAGUCAGAAUAGAUGGCUUUUCAUCUCCAGACCAAUACGAUGAUGAGGCUAUCAGUCUGUGGGCACCUGAUGAUUAUGAGGACAAUGAGCUCGACCUGGAAACCUCCAAAUACAUACUAGGUUACAUUGGAGAUCAAUUUUGUCAACUAGUAAUGUCUGAGAAUACUGCAGCGACAUGGAUCAAAAAAGAUGCCAAAAUUGCGUGGAAGAGGGCAGUAAGAGGAGUGCGGGAGAUGUGUGAUGCAUGUGAAGCCACAUUGUUUAACAUUCACUGGGUCUGCCAAAAAUGUGGAUUUGUGGUCUGUUUGGACUGUUACAAGGCAAAGGAAAGAAAGAGUUCCAAAGACAAAGAGCUGUAUGCUUGGAUGAAGUGCGUCAAGGGACAGCCUCAUGAUCACAAGCACUUGAUGCCAACACAGAUUAUUCCAGGAACUGUUUUGACAGAUCUAGUGGAUGUGAUGCACACACUGAGAGACAAGUAUUGCAUUAAAUCCCACUGUCCUUGUGCGGGCAAACAGAAUAUACAGCUUGGCAAGCACCCUGCCACCAAUGGAGUUUCACAGGUAUUGCAGAAUGUCCUUAAUCACAGCAACAAAAUUUCUCUGUGCAAGCCUGAGUUUCAGCAACAGAAUGCAAUGCCAAAACUCGAAACAAAUGGUAGUAACAGUCCUGGAAGCGACACAAGCACAGACAGCAAGUUAACUCCGCCAGAAUCCCAGUCUCCUUUGCACUUCCUGGCAGACUUAGCAGAGCAGAAAGCCAGAGAAGAAAAGAAAGAAAACAAAGAAUCCCCACUCAGCAAGCAAGUGAAGGAAGAAAAGGAACAGACAGACAGUUUAGAGUCUUUGAACUGCAAAUCUUCCUCACUAGUGGCCAACAGCAAUGAGCAAGGCUCGACCCUCAGAGACUUGCUCACGACAACAGCUGGCAAACUACGGCUGGGCUCUACUGAUGCUGGCAUUGCAUUUGCUCCUGUCUACUCUUCAGGGACACAAACUGGAAAAGGUGUAAGAAGCAUACCUAAUAUUCUGGAUGACAUCAUUGCUUCAGUGGUCGAGAACAAGAUUCCAGCAAACAGAACAGCAAAGCUAAAUCUUAAACACGAACUGAAUGAGGAGAAUAAACAUGACAGGAAGAAGUCCACCUCAGACGAGUCCAGUAGACUGCACUCUGAUAUCCCGCAUUCCUGGCUCUGUGAUCGGCGUAUGCUUUGGCUCAAAGACCACAGGAACUGUAACAACUGGAAACUGUUCAGGGAGUGUUGGAAACAAGGGCAGCCUGUUCUUGUGUCAGGGGUUCAUAAGAAAUUGAAUGCCAGUCUGUGGAAGGCAGAGUCAUUUAACCAGGAGUUUGCAGAUCAUCAGGGAGACCUCUUAAACUGCAAAGAUGGAGUGGUUUCUAACUCGAGCAUCAAGGAAUUUUGGGAUGGAUUUGAGGAUCUAACAAAAAGACUUAAGUCAAAGGAUGGAGAAACUAUGGUAUAUCGCUUGAAAGAUUGGCCAUCUGGAGAAGAAUUCAUGGCCCUAAUGCCUUCUAGGUAUGAUGACUUGAUGCGAAACUUACCCCUGCCUGAGUAUUCAGACCCAGAGGGAAAACUUAACUUGGCAUCCCGUUUGCCUACUUUUUUUGUGCGGCCAGACCUUGGACCCAGACUGUGCUGUGCAUAUGCUGCUCAUGAUUCUGUGCCAGGUGUCACUGCUUCUAAGGAACAUGAUUUCGGAACAGCCAACCUGCACUUGGAGGUUUCUGAUAUAGUCAACGUGCUUGUUUAUGUCGGAGUAGCCAAAGGAAAUGGAGUCCUUUCUAAAACAGGCGUGUUGAAAAGACUGGAAGAAGAAGAUUUGGAUGAGAACAUGAAGAGGAGACUAAAGGACUCUACUGAGACUCCAGGGGCCUUGUGGCACAUUUAUGGGAACAAAGAUGCUGAGAAAAUUAAAGACUUUCUGCAAAAGACUGCAAAGGAGGAAGGCUUGGAGGUCCCCCAAGAACAUGAUCCUAUCCGUGAUCAGAACUGGUACCUGACCAGAAAGCUGAGACAAAGGUUGUUUGAAGAGCAUGGUGUUCAGGGCUGGACUGUUGUACAGUUCCUUGGUGAUUCUGUCAUUAUUCCUGCAGGGGCAAUUCAUCAGGUGCAGAAUCUUCACAGUUGCGUUCAAGUGAUUAAUGACUUUGUGUCUCCAGAACAUGUGGUGCACUCAUUUCACUUAACACAGGAACUAAGAUCAUCUAAAGAAGAGAUUAACUAUGAAGAUAAACUACAGGUCAAAAAUAUCUAUUAUCAUACAGUAAAAGAUGCCAUUGGAAGUUUAAAAAGGUUCUGUGAUGAAGAGCUUGAAGAUAUGGAAGAAAACUCUUGACAGUUUUUACAUUUUCUCCUUAUUGGUCUUGAAGACUGGGGGUAGCUGGAGUUCUUCAUCAUGUGGAUGCACUAACCUUAGCAUCAUGAACCUACAGUGCCAAGCAGACUUAAAUGGUAUUUGUUACCAACACCAUUACAGUAUAGCCCAAUGGAUCACAACUAUGAUUUCAAUGCAAGACUAAAGAUAAUCUAUUAAAAACGGCACUGUGCUAUUUUUUGUAUUAUACUGUAUAAUAAGUUUGUUUAAAUGAACAAAAAAAUCAAAUGAUGUAUUUAUUUUUGAAAAGAAUUACAGAGUGCUAUGUUAUAGAACAAAUGUAAAUGUGACUUGUACAGUUUGCUAAUAUCAGUCUGAUACUGUUCACUACAUUGAGACAGUUACUGUGAGGGAGACUACAGACACCAGCAAUCGCCUGUGCUUGGGGAACCUUUGCUGAAUCGCACAGCCAUCAUGUCAUAUCUUUUGAAAAACUAACUGCCAAACUAUUGUAAACAAUGUAAAGUUCUGUAAUGUAAAGCAAAAAUGACUAAAUGAAUAACACAAACACUUAAGCAUUUAAAAAAGUAUUCACUGUAAAAUUGAAGACAAUUUACAAAAGCUGUAAUUUAUUCAAGACAAUUGUGUUAAAUUGUUAUGGUGAACUUUUAAAUUUGAAAUGACUAUUAUCAAAACAUAUUAUGCUGUGUAAAUAUAUACAUUCAAUGAUGUAUUUUUUUAAAACAUGGCUUGCUUCAAAUUUGUUAAGUGCAAGUGGUACAUGCUUUCUACAUUUGAAGUUGAAAGAGGUUUUACAUUUUCCAUUAAAAUGGAUUUAUCAAA
Messenger RNA from Acipenser ruthenus (sterlet), 8990 nucleotides. RefSeq names its product probable JmjC domain-containing histone demethylation protein 2C. The record is from RefSeq and is a predicted model, not a curated record. Gene Ontology annotation, biological process: regulation of transcription by RNA polymerase II. Lineage: Eukaryota; Metazoa; Chordata; Actinopteri; Acipenseriformes; Acipenseridae. Gene Ontology annotation, molecular function: histone H3K9 demethylase activity; transcription coregulator activity; chromatin DNA binding. Gene Ontology annotation, cellular component: histone deacetylase complex; chromatin. The transcript is spliced from 26 exons. The coding region runs from base 375 to 8168 and encodes 2597 amino acids.